Molecule: messenger RNA, 600 nt
Organism: Meira miltonrushii
Lineage: Eukaryota; Fungi; Basidiomycota; Exobasidiomycetes; Exobasidiales; Brachybasidiaceae
Exons: 5
Coding region: 1-600 (199 amino acids)
Biological process (GO): mitochondrial fission
Cellular component (GO): mitochondrion
Source: RefSeq, a predicted model, not a curated record
AUGUCAGGCCUAGAGAAACCGGAUGAACUUCAGGCUGCCAUAGAAGAAGGUCCAUCUCGUUAUGCGGCUUUUGCUAUGCGAUUACGUACACUAAUCACUGCUUCAAGUAGAUAUAUCGCAUAUUCAUCCGAUAUUGGAGAGGCAUUCAGACCUUUGACCAAUCCUUUGAUUGUUCGAUCUGCAUAUGGAAUAUCAUGGGCAUACAUUUUGGGUGAUUGUGGAUAUGCAGGAUACUUGGCACACAAGGAGAGACAAGGUACACUUCCAUCUUAUAACCCUCUUGAAGCAAGUGAAGGUAUGCAUGUCGGCUUGGUCGUUGCACGUAGAGCUGUUUUUCAAAGUCUGGCAAGUAUGGCUUUGCCCGCUUUUACGAUUCAUAGUAUCGUUCGUUAUUCUGCUCCUCUCUUUGCACGUUCUGCUAAUGCACGCAUUCGAGGAUCCGGACCAACGAUUGCCGGUUUGGCAGCUGUUCCCGCUUUGCCCUUCAUGUUCGAUCAUCCGGUAGAACAUGCAGUAGAUUAUGCAUUCGAUUUCGUUGAACAACAAAUUGCGGAAGCAAAAGCAAAAGCGCAAGAAGCUUUAGACAAGAAAACAAAGUAG